Molecule: messenger RNA, 5785 nt
Organism: Ostrinia nubilalis (European corn borer)
Lineage: Eukaryota; Metazoa; Arthropoda; Insecta; Lepidoptera; Crambidae
Exons: 2
Coding region: 187-3801 (1204 amino acids)
Source: RefSeq, a predicted model, not a curated record
UGGUCGAUCUGGACCGAUCGAUAUGUCCGAGACCGGUCUUGUUGCAAAACAGUCUGCUUUGUUGAUAAAAAAUAACUCUGUAUGUGCAAAUACCAGCUACUUCCACGGUUACCAAGCACGGAGACCAUCUCAUUGGAAUCACAUAGAAGGCUUAGAUUAAUUUGAUCUAAGAUAGAAGGCUUCAACAUGGCAUCAGUGGUGUUAGAGGGUGAGAACCUAGGAGAAAGGCAUCGUCACUUCAACAGCUUAGUGAAAAAAGCCAUUGCCGAUCAAACUGCGUUGGAACCCAUCAACUAUGACGACCCAGACGUCGACAACCUUUUGAAGAUUGACGUCGCCAGCACUACCAGAAAUGUGGAGUACAUACUACAGGUCCUGACAUCCGAAGACAUGCUGUACGUAUCCAGGGCAAUCAAAAAAUGCACUUGGCUCAUAACCGAUGACCAGUACGCUCACAUCAUCAACCCUAAAUACCUGAAAGAUGAACUUUUCCCAAAAAUGACCUCUAAGAGUAAGAGCAAAUUGAUUCUCGCCAUAAGACUCCAUCUACGGGACCCAGCACGCGUUGAAGCGUUCUACGAAUUCUACGCUGACGACUUGCAAAUAGCUCAAAAAUGGCUCCCAUACUGCUCUCCAGAAUUCAUAGAAAACAUCGUUUCGAAGCACGCACGCGAAAUUAAAUCUCAAACGUUAAAACGCCUGUGUGAAAUUUCCUUCAAGUACUUCAAAAUAUAUGCAACAGCUGAUAACACCAGAUAUUUCAGACGAAAAGUCAAAAUUACAAUGUUUCUAUUGAACGAUCACACCGAAGAAUAUCUUGACAUCAUAGAAUCGCUCAAGAGAUACCGUAUCCCAAUAUUUAAGAGCAAGGCCACUGAAACAAUAAUGCGGAAGUGCCACGACAGAAUUGUAAAAAACUUUAUGAAAUAUGCUUGCUGCAUCCACCUUCCUACUUUCGCCAAACAUUUGAAGAAGGAGAUAAUUGAAGAUUUUCUAACUCAACAGACUGAAAAUAAGAAAAUGAAACAUUGGGUUAAAUUCGAAAACAUUAAACAUUUCGUUCAAUACUUACCGAUUGAUAGGAGGUUCGAAUUUGUUAGGAAACUAUUCAUUGAUAAAGAGAAAAAGAAGAGUAAAUCGAAAACUGUAAAUCUAGAAGACGACGCGUUUUGUCUCGACGGUGGAGCACAACCUCGCAUGCAACUUUGCAGCUUGAAGAUGUCAUCAUCAAGGCACAUCUCGGCUAGCAAUGCUCAUAUUUACCGUUGGUAUCGCUUUGCUCCAUUUCAAUCAGCUUUUAAUGAUUUGAAAAAGUUGAUUCGCGCCGAAUCAAAUCCUGCUGAACGCACUGCUAUGCUGUCAAUUCUAUUACAUUGCACCAGACGCAAUCCACGACAUAUUCAAACUCUCUUGCAAUUUUAUCGCGAAAAGCAUAUUAAUGAACCUUUUAAGUUCAAAGUUCAAUUUGCAAACACCUUCAUAUCUUUGAACGCAAUACACCAGUUUGAUGAGAACACAUGGAAUACUCUCAAUGACCUAUUCACUAGUAUGGAAGUUUACAUAGAAUCUGGAAACAGUGUACCGUUCUGUGUAAAAGCGAUUAUAGUAUACAAACUCCUUCACAACCAAACCAUCCCUGAAAUAAUCGAAAAGAAGCAUACCUUUGAUACUUUUGAAGAUUAUCGAAAGAAGCUUAAUGAGAAAGAGCAGAAUAUACUGUUUGAUUAUUUAUAUAAUCUUGAACUUAAAAAGCUAAACAAAGAAGUUACAAAUGAAGUAGAUAUGAUUAUUACCAUUGGAGCUUUGAAUAAUAUUCUAAAACUGGUUACAGCUUGGAAAAAGAGGGUCGAAGAUUACCCUAAAAUAUUUGAGACCAUCAGGUAUCUGAUCACAAUUAAAAAAGAAAAAUCGUGGAAAACUAGCCUUUCGGACCUAUAUGCACAGAAACUACUGAGGCGAAAUCUAUUUGAAGAUUCCCUCGCUUUAAAGCAAACCGAUGAAGUGUGUGUUAACGCGCUGAAGCACGACCCUGGUCUCUUAGACCGCUACGAAGCUGAAAUUGCAGCAAUGCGCUCAAAUGACGCCAUUUCCUUGAGGAUAUCACUGGGAAAACUGAGGAUUUAUUGGGCGAACUCUUUAGCUCAAACAUGGAUUGAAGCAUACAAAAAUCAACUUGAGAAGCCGAACAGUCAUAAGGCUGCCAUAAAUGGCAUAUGCAUUCUUUUACCUCGUAAGCAGUUUUUCGAAGUGGUCGCAAAUUAUGCUCCAGUUGAAACUAAAAUUAAUUGGAGUGACACAGACGCAACACUGCUAAGCUUAAGGAAGAAUAUAGCCCAGCAAAUGCAAUUCGUUAGACCACCACCAAAUCUAGAAGGCAUUUUGACUUAUGCAAAGGAAGACUACCUUCAGUAUGCGCUGCCUUCUCUCAAUGCUAUUUUGUACAACAUGAGUUCCGCUAAUACAUUAGAAUGUAUUCAACGUCUGGUGAACGCGCCAGUUUCAUUGCAAAAACAUGGCAUACGGCUCGCGUUUAAUAAAUUGCAACUUUCCGAAAUCAAAGAUCUCAUUCAUAAUAUUUGGAAAAAUUCUAAAAACUCUUCUAUAAAAACGGUGUUGUUCAAACAAACGUAUGAUCUUUUGAUUAAAGAAAAAAAUGAAUCAAACAUCAACCAAAUUUGGGAGUUGCUCAGCAAUUUCAUUGAUAAGUUAUCACAGGAGGAGAACCGGAUUAUAUAUCUCACACUAGGUAACGUAAAAAGUUUGCCCAUGCCUGUACGACCUGCAUGUUUCGUCAAAAGUUAUUUAUAUUUGAUAUCACUCCCCACAAAAGCAAACUGUGAACCGAUCAUAAAAUCCUUAGAAAGUCAAGCUGUUGACUUUAUUGAGCUCCUGGAACCGGCUUUUGUAGAAGACGUGUUAUUGAAAUCUACAGCAGAACUUAUGGCCGAGACGAAUGUUUAUGAUAUGAAGCUUACGACAAGAGUACGACUGCUUACGUCAUACAUACUUUCGAUCAAAGAUGAAGAAACACAAUAUAAAAAAUAUGAAAAAGUUUUACACCCGGUCUUGGAGAGCUGUUAUAAGUCAUGGGGACAGAAGAAGGAUAAAUCCUAUGUGGUUAGGGAUAACUGCAAGGUUCUGCUAAAAGAUCUUCUAAUCUACACCAAAAAACAUAUACAGAAGACGGCUACAGUCCCGGCAAAAAUGUUUAAAGAUAUUCAAACGAAAAUUGUAGCUGCAUUGGCACCUGAAGAAAAUUAUGCAAUAUUGUCUUAUUGGAAUAUAACAGUUUUAUUUGUAGAAUCUGUAGCCAAGUAUUUGAAAGACCUAGAGAAAGAAAGUUCAGCCGAAAAAUCUGGUGAUGAGCAGGUAAAACUGAUGAAGACGCCAUGUUGUAUGCCGGGUUGUGAAAAUCAGCCCAACGACCCAGAAUGGGAAAAAGCGUGUUCAAAAAUAGCAAUGUACUUCGGAGAAGCGUGUUUGAACUUUUUGAAAACUGAUAUUUCGUUCGAAAACCGAUCUAUUUUCACCAUCUUCGCUUCAUCACUCUGCGAGGUAUUCACGAAUGUGGAUUUUGAAAGUAUUCAUCGCCUCAACACAUUCGUACCUAUGCUUGCUGACAGUAAUAUUAUAGUGAGUUACUUGGUAGUCCUCGAAGCGCUGCGAUCUACGUAUUCCUAUGGCCAGAAACUCGAAGUGAAACAAACUAUUAUUGAUAUUAUUAAAACGCACCCGUCUACAGAAGUAAAAAUACAUUACCAUAUUGUGUUUAAAAAUUACUUUCUGAGAGAGAUGGAAUAAAUAAUAAGAGACAGUUGUAACUAAGUACUUAUUAUACACUAGCUUUUGCCCGCGGCUUCACCCGCGUGAAAUUUAGCUUGUUACAGAUCCCUCUGAACACGUGGUCCGACUGCUUUGUCCGACUAAUCGGACCACGUGAACUUUUUUUUCCUGUUGGUUCGAUUAAGGAGUCGGGUACCGGACUGGCCGACUCGUAAUCCGGGGAACGCGGGUUCGGUCCCCGCCGCCGCUCGACUAUUGCGGUGAGCUCACUCGUGAUACAAAGUCAAAGUCAAAAUUUCUUUAUUUGUUUAGACUAAUAAAUAGUUCUUACAAAUCGUCAUUUUUCCCUUAACAAGCAUAUUUAAGCUUAGUACGAGGGGCUAACGGGAGUAUUAGUAAUUUGUAUAAUAAGAAUAACAAAUUACUAAUAAUCUUUUUAAAAAAAAAGAUACUUAACAGAAAAAUGAAAUACGUACUUAAAAUGACUUGUACGUCCCUGCCUACCGUUAUCAUAAUUUUAUGUUUUUAAUUUUCAUACAAAAUAAAUUUUAUAAAAUCAGAUUUGUAUGAAAAUUAAAAUAAAUUUUAUAAAAUCAGAUUAGUAUGAAAAUUAAAAUAAUUAAAAUUAAGAUAUCAAUUUUCUGACUUCACCAUACCAUUUAUAUGCCCAUGUUAACAUGGGCUAGUGUCGGCUCAUAUUUACCUACACCCUGUCUGUAGGUAAUGAGAAAUAAGUACUAUUUUCAACCUUUUUGAUAGGUUUUAUUCUUAAAACUAGCGGCCGCCCGCGACUUCGUACGCGUGGAUCCCGUUUUACCCCCUUCAUCUAUCUUACGCGGUUUUGAUUUUUUCAUGUUUUUCCCGCUAACUCCCGUUCCCGUGGGAAUUUUGUAAUAUCCUGUUGUAACCAAGCUUUGAGUUUACUAAGGUACCUGCAUGCCAAAUUUCAAGCGUCUAACUUAAGCGGUUUAGAUUUUUCAUACAAAUGUUUUUUCCCGCUAACUCCCGUUCCCGUGGGAAUUUUGCAAUAUCCUGUUGUAACUAAGCUUUAAGUUUACUAAGGUACCUGCAUGCCAAAUUUCAAGCGUCUAACUUAAGCAGUUUAGAUUUUUCAUACAAAAGGAUUUUCCCACUAAUUCCCGUGCCCGUGGGAAUUCCUAAGUAUCCUAUAACCUGCCCAGGACUACGAAGAAUAAUUGUACCAAGUUUCGUUAAAAUCCGUCAAGUAGUUUUUGUUUCUAUAAGGAACAUACAGACAGACAGACAGACAGACAGACAGACAGACAGACAGACAGACAGACAAAAAUUUUACUGAUUGCACUUUUGGCAUCAGUAUCGAUCACUAAUCACCCCCUGAUAGUUAUUUUGAAAAUAUAUUUCAUGUACAGAAUUGACCUCUCUACAGAUUUAUUAUAAGUAGGUAAUACCUACUUAUAAUAAAUCUGUAGAGAGGUCAAGAUGCAGAUAUCUAUACCUACUAGGUAUAGAUAUCUGCAUCUUUGUUAAUAAAACAGGAAUUACUUAAUACUAAAUCGCAACCAUCACGUAAAACUUAUUUAAAUUAUACUCGUAGUAUUUAUUUAUUUAUUUAUUUAAGGCUCAUAAAACAAGUUACAGUCAUAUUCAGGCAUAGAUAAUAUUCCAUAGAUUAAUCUAAACCGCAACUCUAAACAUGUGUGCACAGAAUGAAUUGAAAAUUAUGAAAUUCACUCACUACAGACUCACUCACUCUGCUUUUUUGCACUUUUCUCUUGCUGAUUGAUCUGAAAAUGAAAAAAAAAGUUCAGAAUGUAAUUGUAAAAUAUAGGUAGUUAGGUAAGUAAGCUGGUAAGUAGGCCUACCUAUGUAAAACCUUGACAAAAAGAACCUUUGUCUUUCAAAUUGUAUUAGAUUAGGAUGUGCUUAUUAGUAAGGACUGUAUAAUAACAUAAUAGAAUUAAUAUUUUUUUUUAGGUUUUGAAUAAGUUUUAAUGUUUCAAAAAUAAAGUUAAGAUUGAAAUUU